This is a messenger RNA of Amblyraja radiata (thorny skate), 2934 nucleotides long. Its product is annotated as zinc finger protein 850-like. The transcript has 5 exons. The record is from RefSeq and is a predicted model, not a curated record. Gene Ontology annotation, biological process: regulation of transcription by RNA polymerase II. Lineage: Eukaryota; Metazoa; Chordata; Chondrichthyes; Rajiformes; Rajidae. The coding region runs from base 227 to 2392 and encodes 721 amino acids. Gene Ontology annotation, cellular component: nucleus. Gene Ontology annotation, molecular function: DNA-binding transcription factor activity, RNA polymerase II-specific; RNA polymerase II transcription regulatory region sequence-specific DNA binding.
UGUGGAAAGAAGCUGGUUUGUUUAAUCCUCCUGUUGAGACACCAUUGAUCUGGCUCCCUGAGAACACGGCAGCACAUCGUCACUGGAGACGGGACAUUCAACUGCUCCAAGUGUGGGAAACCUGGAUCCACACGGUCACCCACCGCUGGUACACCAGUGAAUUCACACCAGGGAGAGGCCCUGCUCCUGCUCUGAGUGUGGAAACGGAUUCACUCAGUCAUUCAAUAUGACGGGACGCCAGCAGGUUCACACGAGGGAGAGGCCGUUCACCUGCACUGAGUGUGGAAAGAGAUUUGCUCAGUCAUCCCACUUGUUGAUACACCAGCGGGCUCACGCUGGGGAUACGGAGUUUGAAUGCUCUGAAUGUGGGAAGAGCUUUGCGUCGUCAACUAGCCUGAUAAGGCAUCAACGGAUUCACACAGGAGAGAGGCCGUUCAAAUGCUCUGAAUGCGGGAAGAGCUUCAGUCUGUCAUGUUCCCUGAGUCGACAUCAGCGAAUUCACACCAAAGAGCGGCCGUUCAAAUGCUCUGAAUGUGGCAGGGACUUUAUUCAAUCAUCCCACCUGCACAAACACCUGCGAACUCACACUGGAGAGAGGCCAUUUACUUGCUCCGAGUGUGGGAAGGGAUUCCCUCGGUCGGACAGCUUGCUAAUGCACCAGCAGAUUCACACAAGGGAGCGAAUGUUUACCUGCUCUGGGUGUGGGAAGGAAUACCGUCACCCAUCCAGCCUGAGGAAACAUCAGCGAAUCCAUGUGGGCAGAUCAUUUAUCUGUUCUGAGUGUGGAAAAGGAUUCCUUGCUUCAACAGACCUGCUGAAACACCAACAAAUGCAUACAGGGGAUAAGCCGUUUAUCUGCACCAAAUGUGGGAAGGGAUUCCCUGUGCGUUACAAUCUGCUGAGACAUGAGCGACUUCCCGCUGGGGCAAUGCACUUCAACUGUGCAGAGUGUGGGGAAAUAUUCACUCGCUUAUCAUGCCUGAAGAGGCACCAGCAAUCUCACACCGUGGAGAGACGUUUACCUGCUUCGAGUGUGGGAAGAGAUACACACGGGCAUGUUCUCUGCUAUCCUAAAUCAGACCACCAGGUGGUGCAGAACGAUGGCUGCCUCGCCAAUGGCUGGAUGAGUGACGGUAUCCCUUCCCACACCCCGAGCAGGUUGAUUCAUCAAGACCUCACACACAUGGAACACGUGUUUGGUUUCAGCCUCCUUCUGCGGCUGUGUAAAUGGCCAAAGCUCUUUGCACGGUCAGUGCUCUUGAACACCCUCCUUCAGAAAAUUCACACCAGGGAGAGGCCCUGCUCCUGCUCUGAGUGUGGAAACGGAUUCCCUCAGUCGUUCAAUAUGACGGGGCACCAGCAGGUUCACACGAGGGAGAGGCCGUUCACCUGCUCGGAGUGUGGAAAGAGAUUUGCUCAGUCAUCCCACUUGUUGAUACACCAGCGGGUUCACGCUGGGGAUACGGAGUUUGAAUGCUCUGAAUGUGGGAAGAGCUUCCCGUGGUCUUCUAGCCUGAUAAGGCAUCAACGGAUUCACACCGGAGAGAGGCCGUUCAAAUGCUCUGAAUGUGGGAGGGACUUUAUUCAGUCAUCCGAGCUGCACAAACACCUGAUACUUCACACUGGAGAGAGGCCAUUUACUUGCUCCGAGUGCGGGAAGGGUUUCACUCGGUCGGACAGCUUGCUAAUACACAAGCGGAUUCACUCAGGGGAGAGACCAUUUACCUGCUCGGGGUGUGGGAAGGGAUACCCUGACUCAUCCAGCCUGAGGAAACACCAGCGAAUCCAUACUGAGGACAGACCAUUUAUCUGUUCUGAGUGUGGAAAAGGAUUCCCCCGGUCAUCAGAACUGCUGAUACACCAGCAAAGUCAUACAGGGGAGAAGCCGUAUAUUUGCACCAUGUGUGGGAAGGGAUUCACUGUGCAUUGCCAUCUGCUGCGACAUGAGCGACUUCACGCUGUGGCGAAGCACUUCAACUGUCCAGAGUGCGGGAAAGGAUUCACUCGCUUAUCAUACCUGAUGAGGCACCAGCAAUCUCACACUGGGGAUAGGCUGUUCUCUUGCUCCAACUGCGGUGAUAAAUUCAUGCAGCCGUCAGACCUGAUUAGACAUCAGCGGGUUCACACCGGGGAGAGGCCGUACAUGUGUUCAGAGUGCGGGAAGGGAUUCACUCGGUCAUUCAGCCUGCAAAUACACCAGCGAGUUCACACCGGGGAGAAGCCGUUUACCUGCUUUGAGUGUGGGAAGGGAUUCCCUCGGUCGGCCAGCUUGCUAAGACACCAGCGAAUUCACACCGGGGAGAGGCCAUUUAUCUGCUCCGAGUGUGGGAAGGGAUUCACCCGGGCAUGUCAUCUGCUAAGACACCAGCGAACUCACACUGAGAAGGAUUAACCAUGCUGUGUGAGGCAUCCUGCAAACCCUGUUAGGCUUUAUUUCUAAUACUAUUGGUAACCCCUUUAACUGGACUGAGGUUUCAUAUUCUGCUGCUUUGAACACUGUCUCAGAUACUAAAUGCACACACUGAAAUGCCUGUGAUGACGAGGAAGGAAUCGACUCUGGAGAACAUGGCAAUGACAUAAAGAGCAAUGAGAUUUGGCCACUCUGCUGGAACAAUGAAAUUCCUACUUGCCGCACAUUAACACUACAACACAACAAAUAAAUAUAAUAUAAAAUAAUAAAUUAUCAGUCAUAGUAGGUAAAGGAGGCAUGCCAAAUGACAUUGUGGAAUGAUGUUGGUAUCAUUGGCGAAUUUAGAGAUAGCGCUGCAGCUGUGACUAGCUGCACAUUCAUGGUUAUAGAGAGCAGAGCAGCGGACUGAACUUGUAUUUUUAGGCUGUGUCUGUGAGGAUGGUCUGCAGCAUGGAAACAGGCCCUUUGGCCCAACUUGUCAUUGCCAAUUAGUUUAGUUUAUUGUCACGUGUACCAAGGUACAG